Molecule: messenger RNA, 1446 nt
Organism: Schistocerca americana (American grasshopper)
Lineage: Eukaryota; Metazoa; Arthropoda; Insecta; Orthoptera; Acrididae
Product: piggyBac transposable element-derived protein 3-like
Exons: 5
Coding region: 1-1446 (481 amino acids)
Source: RefSeq, a predicted model, not a curated record
AUGUACAACGUUGUGAUAUUGAUAAUUAUUAGCAACUUCAUAUCUUUGCACGGUUUAUCAGACAAUCGAAUCCGUUCUCUAUUAGAUGAUUCGGAUUUGAGUGGCAUUUCAUCAGAUGAAGACGACGAGUUUGUUCCUUCUCCUUCAAAUAUUCAGCAGGCAGAUGACUCGUUUGAUGAUUUGAGUGCCGAAGAAGUUCCUGAAGAGCGCAGGAGUUCACACAGUGUCACAGAAGGUGUCACGCCACUGCUUUUUCGGAGAUCAAAUUUUGUACAGAAGUUUCAUCCACCAAACAUUAAUUACAGUGCUGUUGAGAGUCUUUCACCAAUUGGAACUCCUGCUGAAUUUUUCUGUGAAUAUUUCAGUGAAAAGUUUUUUGAAGAGGCAGUGAAAUAUACAAAUAUGUAUAGUAAUGCAAAGACAGGGAAAUCCCUAGGGACUACAGCUCAUGAACUGAAGGUGUUUUUUGGGAUAAAUGUAAUGAUAGGCUGCGUAAGGAAUAAUGUGCACUUUGUUGAUACUAUAAAACCACCUAAUAGACUGUGGAAAGUUCAGCCAGUGAUCGACACAGUAAGAAGAAGAUGUCACAGUUUGCCUCGUAGCUUUAACUACUACAGUCUUGAUGAGCAAAUGAUCCCUUUUACUGGGCGUUGCAAACUGAAGCAAUAUGCCAAAGGAAAACCAAGGCCUGUAGGUCUUAAAAACUUUAUCAUGACCUCAGCAUCAGGAAGUUUAGUUUAUUUCGAUAGGCACUUUACCACAAUUCUUCUCUUAGCAAAGCUUAAGGAGAAAGGAAUUAAGGCUACUGGCACAAUAAUGGUAAACAGAAUUAAAAAUUUUAAUUUGAAAGAGGGAAGAAUGAAAAGAGGAGAGUGUCAUUCAUAUGUUAGAGCAGAUGAAGCUGUAGUAAUUACUGAGUGGCAGGACAGUCCGAGGGUCGUGAUAGCAUCCACUUGUGCUGGCAUUGAGCCAAAAUGUAAAGUUCAAAGGUGGUGUAAGCAGGAGGGUCACUAUCUUGAUGUAGAUUGCCCUUUUGUAAUUCAGCAGUACAAUGCCAAUAUGGGUGGCGUAGACAUUCAUGACCAGCAGGUUGAGUGUCACCGAACGUGGUUCAGAAUCAGAAAAUGGACACUCAAGUGCUUGCUACAUUUCAUAGACCUUUCAGUGGUCAACUGCUGGUUUCUCUACAGAGAGCACUGUCGUGAAAAUCAGACUGCCAAAAAGAACAUUAUGGAUCUGUUGAAAUUUAGAAUGUCUCUAGCUGAGGCUCUUCUGUCAUGUCCAGACAGAAAGACGAGAGCUGAAGAGUUUGAAACACCAUUAGAUGAUACGGCAAGUACCUCCACAAAGGCAAAAGUUUACAAACCCCAUCCGAAACCAGGUUUGGACAAGCGAUAUGAUGGGUAUGAUCACUGGCCGACAGUGGAUGAUGUUUUGUCACCAUGA